Messenger RNA from Cotesia glomerata, 1401 nucleotides. Its product is annotated as SOSS complex subunit B homolog. Gene Ontology annotation, cellular component: SOSS complex. The coding region runs from base 431 to 1123 and encodes 230 amino acids. The record is from RefSeq and is a predicted model, not a curated record. Gene Ontology annotation, molecular function: DNA binding. Lineage: Eukaryota; Metazoa; Arthropoda; Insecta; Hymenoptera; Braconidae. The transcript has 3 exons. Gene Ontology annotation, biological process: mitotic cell cycle checkpoint signaling; response to ionizing radiation; double-strand break repair via homologous recombination.
AUGGCGCUCGUGUCAUUGCUCCAAUGGACACCCUGGAAGUAACAAGUCUUGUGGUUUGCUCUUUAUAAGAAAAAGCAAACCAGUGCCAUAUAAAACAAGAAUAUUAAUUAAAAUAGUUAAUAAAACUAAAAGAAGAAAUAAAACAUUUUAAAAUAAUAAUAAUAAUAAUAAUAACAGUAAAGUAAUAACUUUAUAUAUAAAAAAUAAUAACAACAAUAAUAACCUACAUCACUGAAGAUACGAUAAAAAAAAAGAAAAGACAAAAGGCCCUAAACAAUUGUUACUAAUUAAUUGUUGAUGGGCACGGAGCAUCCAUUUUUAAAAUUACUUCACCGAGUCAAGUCGCCUUAUUAUAUAGUGGAAAUUUAACGCCAAAGUUUGGAGUGAUCAAGUGUUUAAUUUAAGUGCGACACAUUAGAUACCAAAAACAAUGGAUUACGUGUUGAUAAAAGACAUACGACCCGGACAAAAAAACAUAAAUGUGGUAUUUAUUGUUCUUGAGGUUGGACAUCCUACAAUAACUAAAGAAAACCGCGAAGUUCGAACAUUCAAAGUCGCUGACGCGACCGCGUGUAUGAAUGUGUCAAUUUGGGACGAACCAGGACAAUUGUUGGUACCUGGUGAUAUUGUGAGACUGACAAAGGGUUACGCGUCCGUCUGGAGACAAUGUUUGACACUUUAUUCUGGUAAAAAUGGUGAUAUACAAAAAAUAGGUGAAUUUUGUAUGGUUAUUAACGAACAAUUGAAUAUGAGCGAACCUAAUCCUGCCUUAGCUCAACAACUUGUCAAUCAAGGUGGAUCUGGACCACCUGGUAAUAUUAAUAAUACCAUUACUAAUAAUGGUAAUGCUAAUAAUAUUGCUGGCACGCCUAGACAGUCGCCUAUUGCAAUCCAAAGCAAUUCAACAACAGCAAACUCAACAGCGAGCAGUUCGACUAAAAGCGGUAACGGCAGUGGUACUGGUGGUUCAGGAAGUAGCGGUUCAAGCUCCACGGGACUACCGGGUGGUUCUGCAAGAUUUAGCAAUGAAAGUACUCCAAAGACGACGGCUGCCUCAACUGGAAAAAGCAGCACGCGUGGGCGAGGAAAUUACCGAAACGGCGGUCGUAGUGAUCGCAGAUAACACCACGAGUCAGUAAACUCGGCUGUAAAAAUUGUGUCUAAAUCAAAUGAGAUUCUUACAAUAAAAAUUUAUCUCAUUGUAAUGUAAUAUAGGUAAUUGUGUUCUCAACACUCAUGUACAGUACGUGAAUUAUCUUUAUUUUAUUAUUUUUAUCCACUUAAGUUCUCAGAUGUAAACAGGUUUUAUGGCUAUAUCAUGUAAAUUAAUUUUUUGUAAUUAAGGAUUAUAUAUCUCUUGAAGAAUUAAAUAUCUUAGAGGCGAUACUCUAUUUUCUAUCA